Gracilinanus agilis (Agile Gracile Mouse Opossum) is the source of this 2356-nucleotide messenger RNA. It is a transcript of the gene KIRREL1, whose product is annotated as kirre like nephrin family adhesion molecule 1. NCBI's taxonomy places the organism in Eukaryota, Metazoa, Chordata, Mammalia, Didelphimorphia, Didelphidae. Bases 1 to 2274 code for a protein of 757 amino acids. The transcript has 15 exons. Gene Ontology annotation, biological process: cell-cell adhesion. Gene Ontology annotation, molecular function: cell adhesion molecule binding. The record is from RefSeq and is a predicted model, not a curated record. Gene Ontology annotation, cellular component: cell-cell junction.
AUGCUGAGCCUCCUUGUCUGGCUCCUCACUCUCUCCGACACUUUCUCCCAAGGAACCCAGACCCGAUUUAGCCAGGAACCAUCUGACCAGACUGUUGUGGCUGGGCAGCGGGCUGUGCUUUCCUGUGUGCUGCUCAACUACUCUGGCAUCGUGCAAUGGACCAAGGAUGGACUGGCUCUGGGCAUGGGCCAGGGCCUCAAAGCAUGGCCACGAUACCGGAUUGUGGGGUCCGCAGAAGCUGGGCAAUACAACUUGGAGAUUACAGAUGCCGAGCUUUCCGAUGAUGCUUCCUACGAGUGCCAGGCUACUGAAGCCGCCCUGCGCUCCCGAAAGGCAAAACUCACUGUGCUGAUCCCCCCAGAAGACCCUACAAUUGAUGGGGGUCCUGUCAUCCUGCUCCGGGCAGGGACGCCCUACAACUUGACAUGCCGAGCUUGCAGUGCCAAACCUGCUGCCACCAUUGUUUGGUUCCGGGAUGGGACGCAGCAGGAGGGGGCUAUGACCACAACGGAGGUGCUGAAAGACGGAAAGAGAGAGACCACAAUCAGCCAGCUACUCAUCUACCCCACCGACUUAGACAUCGGCCGUGUCUUCACCUGCCGAAGCACCAACGAAGCCAUCCCUGGUGGAAAGGAGACCUCUAUCGAGCUCAACGUACAUCAUCCACCCACUGUGACCCUGUCCAUCCAACCCCAAACUGUGCAGGAAGGGGAGAGAGUUGUCUUCACCUGCCAGGCCACAGCUAACCCUGAAAUCCAGGGCUACAGAUGGGCCAAGGGUGGGAUUCUGAUUGAAGAUGCUCAUGAGAGUCGCUAUGAGACAAAAGUUGAUUAUUCCUUUUUUACGGAGCCCGUGUCCUGCGAGGUCCACAAUGAUGUUGGCAGCACCAAUGUCAGCACACUGGUGGAUGUUCACUUUGCCCCCCGAAUUGUGGUUGACCCUAAACCCACGACCACAGACAUCGGCUCUGAUGUCACCAUCACAUGCGUCUGGGCUGGCAAUCCUCCGCUCACCCUCACCUGGACCAAGAAGGACUCCAAUAUGGUCCUAAGCAACAGUAACCAGCUUUACCUGAAGUCAGUAACACAGGCAGAUGCAGGCAUCUAUACCUGCAGGGCCAUUGUGCCUCGGAUUGGUGUGGCUGAAAGAGAAGUGGCACUGUUUGUAAAUGGACCCCCCAUCAUCUCCAGUGAGGCUGUGCAAUAUGCUGUGCGUGGAGAUGGGGGCAAAGUGGAAUGUUUCAUCGGGAGCACACCACCCCCUGACCGAAUUGCAUGGGCCUGGAAGGAGAACUUCCUGGAGGUGGGGACACUGGAGAGGUACACUGUGGAGAGGACCAACUCGGGUAGUGGGGUACUUUCCACCCUGACCAUCAACAACGUUAUGGAGGCUGACUUCCAGACCCACUACAACUGCACAGCCUGGAAUAGCUUUGGGCCAGGCACAGCCAUUAUCACGCUGGAGGAGAAAGAAGUCCUCCCCGUGGGCAUCAUUGCUGGUGCUACAAUUGGCGCAGGAAUCCUCCUCAUCCUCUUCUUUACUGCCCUCGUCUUCUUCCUCUACAGGCGCCGAAAAGGAAGCCGAAAGGAUGUGACUCUGAGGAAGCUGGACAUCAAGGUGGAAACAGUGAACCGAGAGCCACUCACCCUACACCCAGACCGAGAGGACGAUACCGCCAGCGUGUCUACCGCCACCAGAGUCAUGAAGGCUAUCUAUUCGUCAUUUAAGGAUGAUGUGGAUCUGAAACAGGACCUUCGCUGCGACACCAUUGACACCCGAGAAGAGUAUGAGAUGAAGGACCCCACCAAUGGCUACUACAACGUCCGAGCGCAUGAAGACCGCCCCUCUUCUCGGGCUGUCCUCUACGCUGACUACCGUGCUCCAGGCCCUGCCCGCUUCGAUGCCCGCCCCUCCUCCCGUCUCUCCCAUGCCAGCGGCUAUGCCCAACUCAGCACCUACAGCCGGGGUCCUGCCCCUGACUAUGGCCCCGAACCCCCCGCCCCAGGCCCUCCACCCCCUGGCGGUGGCGAGCAAGCCAGCCAGCUCUCCUAUGAGAACUACGAGAAAUUUGGUCCCCACCCCUUCCCCGGGGCAGCCAACUACCCCACUUACCGGCUCGGCUACCCCCAGCCUCCUCCCCCAGGGUUGGAGCGGACCCCCUAUGAGGCUUAUGACCCCAUAGGCAAGUAUGCCACCGCUACUCGCUUCUCCUACACGUCCCAACACUCAGACUACGGCCAGAGGUUCCAGCAGAGGAUGCAGACUCAUGUGUAGGGAGCCUGGGGUGGGCGUCUCUGCGGGGCAGAGGAGAAGGCUCUCUUGACUGUUCCCUGAUAUUCAGGGGCUUUGCCAUUUG